AUGGGCUAUUUUCGCGUCCGCCGCCUCUUCCUCCUCCUCCAUCUCCUCCUUCUCCUCCUCCUCCUCCUUUUCUGUACUCUUGUCUGGAGAUGCGAGGCCUAUUGCGCUGCCGGUGGCAUUCCGUCGGCCAACGUCGAUAUCGACGGUCACGGCAACGGCAACGGCAACGGCAACGGCGACAACGACGCCACCGGCUCGAAGACGGUCGAUCUCAGUUUGUGGGACUACGGACUGUUGGCCAACGAGACGGUGAUCGCAACGGUCUCCGCGCGCCGCUACACCCACAUUCAAGGGACCAGCUACUUCGGCUACUCGGUGGCCAGUCUGGAGAGUCAAUCGGGCUCUUUUUGUCUGGUCGGAGCACCGCAGACUGUCGAUGAAGGCGCCGCCUUCCUUGACGACGCGAAGACGCCAAAAGAGGCUCGUGUUGCGCCCACCGGCGCUGUCUAUCGCAUCGACUUGAGCCCAGAGCUGGCGGACUGUUCGAGAGUGCCGAUUGCGACGACUGACGAAGAACGCCGCGAACGAGCAAGCCCCAAUCCUGGCGGUUAG
Protopolystoma xenopodis is the source of this 552-nucleotide messenger RNA. Lineage: Eukaryota; Metazoa; Platyhelminthes; Monogenea; Polystomatidea; Polystomatidae. The record is from the annotation of a GenBank genome assembly.